AUGAGGCAGCAUGAUAUAUCUGGGUGGCAGAACAGCUGGAUGAGGCAUGUGAGGAUGAGGCCCGCGAGGAUGGGGCCUGCGAGAGACAAGCAGCACGAGCACGCUCCAUCUUGGACGAUUAAGCUAGGGAUGCUGGCCCCGCUAUCCGUUGAGCUGACAGACGUGUAUGCUCCUAGAGCACACCUUCUCAUUGCUAUUAGCCCAGCAAUUGAGGCAGGCACCACUAUAGAUGACGCGGCCCUUUUGCAAGCUCGCUCAGGAUCGCUAGCUGGCGUCUCUAAAUUAAAUUCCCAAGUAGCGCUUGAAGCCUGCAUCAAGAGGCCAAUAAGAGAGUUACAGGUUAGGAAAGAGGAAUUCUACAUGGCGAGGGAAUGUAUUACAGACCUCAAGAUUCCUUACGACCCAGAAUUGACUCUAAUACAGGUACGCGAUGUUAAGAGGAUCUCAACAGAGAAACAACUCAAGGCACUAAGACAGCAGGAUCAUGAACGGCAGACGAGCACAGGCUCGGAAAGCCAAAGCAUCACCAAGCUGUCCAAGGUGACCACCUUGGCCGGACCUGUCCAAACUCUUAUUGCUAAAUUGUUAUCUACUCUUUGGAAGAGCGCGAUUGAUACUCGGCUUCAUCUUUGUCUCUCACAUGCUCAGUCACGUGGCCACCCACCCCGGACUCGGUUGUCCCAACGCUACUCACUGAAGCUCUCAUCUGUACACCUGGUCUUAGUAUCUACGAAGGGUAACCCGCUACGCCCUCAGCUUAGGGGAUCGUUCUCAUCAUCUCUCUUGCCUCGUCGACCUUUGAAGCCACCUCCACCGUCACUCGUAGCAGUAGAGCCGGCGGAAUAUGAGGAAGUGAGGAAGGAGAGGAGGGUAGGGACGCAGGCUCCAAGCACUUUUGGGGGGAUUAAUAAAGCCCUGGAUCGAGGGGCCCUCGGAGCUGCUGUGAAUUUCCCUCUCUUCUGUUUGCAAUUCAUGCCUGUGUUGAAGCUAACGCAGCCUCAGGUCAUUCUCCCUCAGCCUAACGAUAAGGCUAAGCAUAUCGCGCAGCCUCAGCUGCCUUUCACAGCACUCUGA
This is a messenger RNA of Lindgomyces ingoldianus, 1074 nucleotides long. RefSeq lists its product as uncharacterized. The record is from RefSeq and is a predicted model, not a curated record. The transcript has 15 exons. Bases 1 to 1074 code for a protein of 357 amino acids. NCBI's taxonomy places the organism in Eukaryota, Fungi, Ascomycota, Dothideomycetes, Pleosporales, Lindgomycetaceae.